AUGAACGAUGAUGGACACGAAGAUAAGAGUUUGAUUUGAUUUGAAGCCUACCACAUUUCGAUGUUUUCUCUCCGGCUCCUGGACAUGCGCAGCGGAAAGGACCUCCCGACUCAGCUGUUCGCCAAUGUCCGGCAUUCCAGUGUGAGCCAUUGGACCGCCUGGCGAGUUUUGGGAGUGGCCCAUCUUCGGGUCCAAUCAUGGAGGAGCCUCUACCUAACCUACAGCAUCCUGAUGAAUCUGUUUGUGACCCUGUGCUAUCCCCUUCACCUGGGCAUGUCCCUCUUUCGGAACCGUACCCUCACCGAGGACAUCCUCAACCUGACCACCUUUGCCACCUGCACAGCCUGUUCGGUGAAGUGCCUGCUUUAUGCCUAUAAUAUCAAGGAUGUCCUGGAAAUGGAGAGACUUUUGAGACUCCUGGAUGAGCGGGUUGUCGGCCCAGAACAAAGAGGUAUCUAUGGACAGGUGAGGGUGCAGCUGAGGAAUGUCCUGUACAUAUUCAUCGGCAUCUACAUGCCCUGCGCCCUGUUCGCCGAACUCUCCUUCCUGUUCAAGGAAGAGCGGGGUCUGAUGUAUCCCGCCUGGUUUCCCUUUGACUGGCUCCAUUCUACCAGGAACUACUAUAUAGCGAAUGUGUAUCAGAUCGCGGGCAUAUCCUUUCAACUGCUGCAGAACUAUGUAAGCGACUGCUUUCCAGCGGUGGUUCUGUGCCUGGUCUCAUCGCACAUUAAGAUGCUCUACAGGAGGUUUGAGCAGGUUGGAAUGGAUCCAGCUAAAAAUGCGGAAAAGGAACUAGAGGCCUGCAUCACGGAUCACAAGCAUAUUUUAGAACUUUUUCGUCGAGUUGAGGCCUUCAUUUCACUUCCCAUGCUAAUUCAAUUUACGGUGACCGCUUUGAAUGUCUGUAUCGGCAUUGCAGCUCUGGUGUUUUUCGUCAGUGAGCCCAUGGCUCGGAUGUACUUCAUCUUCUACUCAAUGGCCAUGCCUCUGCAAAUCUUUCCAUCCUGCUAUUUUGGCACCGACAACGAAUACUGGUUUGGACGACUUCACUAUGCGGCCUUCAGUUGCAAUUGGCACAUUCAGAAUGGGAGUUUUAAGCGGACAAUUACCGGUUCCCAGGAUUUCCGUAUAAAAGAGGAGCGACUACCUCAAUGUCAAAGUUAUUGCGAAUUCGAAAUGUCAACCAUCAAUAGCCUUAGCUAUUUCCAAAGCCAUCGAUUUGUGCUGAAAGUACUCUGUUUUGAUCCUGACCAACUGAAAACCAAUAGGAAGUUUUACUUCCUUACCACCAUUGCUGUCAGUCUGAUUUUCACCUUCGGAUAUCCCUUUCACCUGGGAAUGAAUCUCUUUCGGAAUGAAACAACAAACCAGGAUAUGAUGAACUUGGCCGCAUUUCUGCCGUGCUUGGGAUCGUCUUUAAAAUUUUCCAUAUAUGCUUUGAACUACGGAAAAGUACGUCGAAUGGAAGAAUUGUUAAAGAUGCUGGAUGAGAGAGUUAUUGGAUUGAAUCAGAAGAGUAUCUAUGCCAAAGUAAGGUGGCAUUUGCGCUUAGUUCUUUACACGUUUAUUGGAGCUUACACUCCCUGUGGACUGACCGCUGCGAUGAUGUUCCUGUUUGCAGAAGAAAGAGGACUGAUGUUUCCCGGCUGGUUUCCCUUUGACUGGGGAAGUUCUUUAUGGAUCUAUUGCCUAGUAUUGUGCUAUCAAGUUACCGGCCUCUCAUAUCAACUGCUUCAGAAUUACAUAAGCGAUUGCUUUCCGUCAGUGAUCCUAUGUCUGAUUUCGUCUCACACCCAAAUGUUGUACUGUCGGUUUGAGGAGAUCGGACUGAAUUCUAUUGAGGAUGCGGAAAAAGAGCUGGAGAGGUGCAUUACAGACCACAAGAAUUUGCUGGAACUUUUCAAGAUUACGGAGACCUUUAUGUCGCUGCCCAUGGCAAUACAAUUUUCCUUUAGCGCCUUUACCAGCAGCUUUGGAAUUGCAUCACUUUUCUUUUUUGCCAAUGAGCCCAUGGUGAGGGCCUAUUACAUCUGCUAUCUUAUAGCCAUGAUAGUUCAAAUCUUUCCGUGCUGCUACUUUGGAACUGAUUCAGAAUUCUGGCUUGGACGUUUGCAUUAUGCUGCCUUCAGUUGUGACUGGAUAGGUCGGGAGAGAACCUUCAAAAGGAAGCUAAUGUUGUUCGUGGAGAGGUCCUUGAAGGGCAACAAGGCCAUGGCCUGUGGAAUGCUGCCCAUUUCGGUGGGCACCUUCUUUGCCACUUUGAAGUUUGCCUAUUCACUGUUUAUGAUCAUUUUGCAGAGGAAUUGA
Molecule: messenger RNA, 2307 nt
Organism: Drosophila subpulchrella
Lineage: Eukaryota; Metazoa; Arthropoda; Insecta; Diptera; Drosophilidae
Exons: 6
Biological process (GO): detection of chemical stimulus involved in sensory perception of smell; sensory perception of smell
Cellular component (GO): plasma membrane
Molecular function (GO): olfactory receptor activity; odorant binding
Source: RefSeq, a predicted model, not a curated record